Helianthus annuus (common sunflower) is the source of this 1549-nucleotide messenger RNA. RefSeq names its product WD-40 repeat-containing protein MSI1. The transcript is spliced from 6 exons. Gene Ontology annotation, cellular component: nucleus. Bases 108 to 1379 code for a protein of 423 amino acids. NCBI's taxonomy places the organism in Eukaryota, Viridiplantae, Streptophyta, Magnoliopsida, Asterales, Asteraceae. Gene Ontology annotation, molecular function: histone binding. The record is from RefSeq and is a predicted model, not a curated record. Gene Ontology annotation, biological process: regulation of gene expression.
AAAAAAACCAACAAUCCUCCUCCCUUUUCCCUCUUCACACUUCCCUCCGAUUCCACCUUCAAAGAACCCCCAAAAAUCAAAUCUUUCACCCCAAUUCCAUCCAAAUAAUGGGCAAAGAUGAUGAUGAUAUGAGGGGUGAAAUGGAAGAAAGACUAAUCAACGAAGAAUACAAAGUGUGGAAAAAGAACACACCCUUUUUGUACGAUCUGGUCAUCACACACGCACUCGAGUGGCCUUCACUCACCGUUGAGUGGCUCCCGGACCGUGAUGAGCCCGCCGGAAAAGAUUACUCCGUUCAGAAGCUGAUUCUUGGGACCCACACCUCGGAAAACGAGCCCAAUUAUCUUAUGCUGGCUCAGGUUCAGUUGCCUCUUGAAGAUGCUGAGUAUGAUGCUCGUCAUUACGAUGAUGAUCGAUCUGAUUUUGGUGGGUUUGGCGGGACUAAUGGAAAGGUACAAAUAAUUCAGCAGAUAAAUCAUGAUGGAGAGGUGAACAGGGCUCGCUACAUGCCUCAAAACUCGUUCAUUAUCGCUACAAAAACUGUCAGUGCCGAAGUUUACGUCUUUGAUUACAGCAAACACCCGUCUAAACCUCCUCUAGACGGAGCAUGCAGUCCUGAUUUGAGACUAAGGGGCCACAACACCGAGGGAUACGGCUUAUCAUGGAGUAAGUUUAAACAGGGUCAUUUGCUUAGCGGUUCUGAUGAUGCUCAAAUUUGCUUAUGGGACAUUAACGGAACUCCCAAAAAUAAAUCACUUGACGCCAUGCAAAUAUUCAAAGUUCAUGAUGGGGUUGUAGAAGACGUGGCGUGGCAUCUGAGGCAUGAAUAUCUUUUCGGUUCGUGUGGGGAUGAUCAGUAUUUGCACAUAUGGGAUCUCCGGUCUCCGUCUGUUACUAAGCCUGUCCAAAGUGUAAUGGCUCACCAAAGUGAAGUCAACUGCCUAGCUUUUAAUCCUUUUAAUGAAUGGGUUUUGGCAACCGGAUCAACUGACAAGACUGUUAAGUUAUUUGACUUACGAAAACUCAACACUGCUCUCCAUACCUUUGAUUGUCACAAGGAGGAAGUGUUCCAGGUUGGAUGGAAUCCUGAGAAUGAGACGAUUUUAGCUUCUUGUUGUCUUGGUAGACGACUAAUGGUGUGGGAUCUUAGCAGGAUUGACCAGGAACAAACACCUGAGGACGCUGAAGAUGGCCCACCAGAACUGCUAUUCAUUCAUGGGGGACAUACAAGCAAAGUUUCGGAUUUCUCAUGGAACCCGUGUGAAGAAUGGGUGGUCGCGAGUGUCGCCGAGGAUAACAUACUUCAAAUCUGGCAGAUGGCUGAAAACAUCUACCAUGAUGAAGACGAAACACCUGCAGAGGAAUCCCGAGGUGCAUGAAUAUACCAUCAACAUAGUUUAAUAUGAACAUUUAGGUUUUGUUUAUGUCUAAUCUAAAACAUGUUUAAAUAUUUGGUUUUGUGUUGUUGAAUUAUGUUGUGCUGCUGCUGUAAAAGAUAUGUUUUUCGAUCAUCAAUUUGCUUGAUGCUGAUUUAACUUUGCUUUUGACA